AUGAAUAUCGCUAUCGAUGAGUAUGGACAACCGUUUGUAAUUCUGAAGGAAGAAGAAAAAAAAAGGAUUAAAGGAAUCGAAGCGCACAAGAGUAACAUCCUAGCAGCAAAGGUAGUUGCUGAUAUUUUGAAAAGUUCAAUUGGACCUAGAGGUAUGGAUAAAAUUAUUGUUAGUGAAGACAACAAUGUGACAGUAACAAACGAUGGAGCGACAAUAUUAGAAAAAAUAGAUGUGCAACAUGAAUGUGCAAAAUUAUUAGUAGAAUUGUCAAAGAGUCAAGAUAACGAAAUUGGAGAUGGAACCACAGGGGUUGUUAUUAUUGCAGGAGUUUUACUAGAAGAAGCAUAUGCCUUAAUAGAUAAAGGUAUACAUCCAUUACGAAUUGCUGAUGGAUUUGAAAAUGCUUGCAAUAUAGCAUUAAAAGUUAUUGAAGAGAUAGCUAUAACUGUUGAUAUUGAAGAAAAGAAUCAUGAAAUUUUGAAAAAAUUGGCUAGCACAUCACUCAGUUCAAAAAUUGUUUCUAGCAAAAAGGAUCUAUUAUCAAAUAUUGUUGUAGAUGCAGUUCUCUCCGUUGCAGAUAUGAAAAGAAAGGAUGUUCGAUUUGAUUUAAUAAAAAUUGAAGGGAAAACAGGGGGUCUCUUAGAAGAAUCAACUCUUAUCAAAGGAAUUGUUUUGAAUAAAGAAUUAUCUCAUUCACAAAUGUGUAAAGAAGUGAAAAAUGCAAAAAUAGCCAUUUUAACAUGCCCAUUUGAACCACCCAAACCAAAAAUAAAACAUAAAUUAAAUAUAACCAAUGUAGAUGCAUAUAAGGAUUUACAAAAUAUUGAAAAAAAAUAUUUCUAUGAUAUGAUAGAUUCUUUGAAAAAAGCAGGAGCCAACUUUGUCAUAUGCCAAUGGGGAUUUGAUGAUGAAGCGAAUUAUUUAUUACUCAAAGAAAACAUACCUGCUAUUAGAUGGGUUGGAGGAGUUGAAAUGGAGUUAAUAGCCAUUGCAACAGGUGGGAAAAUUAUCCCAAGAUUUGAAGAUAUUCAUGAAUCAAAAUUAGGAAAAGCAGAAUUGAUAAGAGAAAUUACCCACGGAACUGUCAAUAAUCCCAUGGUCUUUAUUGAAGGAUGUUCCAAUACAAAAGCAAUUACUAUUUUGCUAAGAGGUGGAAAUCAAAUGAUGAUUGAAGAGUGUGAAAGAAGUGUACAUGAUGCACUCUGUUCUGUCAGAAAUCUAAUUAGAGAUAAUCGUAUACUACCAGGUGGAGGGGCAAGUGAAAUUUAUGCUGCACUCGAGAUUGAAAAUGUUGCGGAUAAAUGUAAGGGGAUAGAACAAUAUGCCAUUAGAGCCUUUGGAAAUGCUCUCCUUUCUAUACCUAUAAAUUUAUGCAAUAAUAUGGGUCUUAACAGUAUCGAUAUAAUCUCAGAAAUUAAAACCAAGAUUAUUCAAGAUAAAAAAAAAAACUUAGGAAUUGAUAGCCUCAAUUACAGGGUUGAUGACAUGAUAGAGAAGGGAAUUUUCGAAACAUUUAAUUCCAAGUACAAUCAAUUCUCUCUAGCUACACAGGUCGUCAAAAUGAUACUUAAAAUUGACGACGUCAUUGCACCGAAUGACUUUAACUAG
This is a messenger RNA of Plasmodium gonderi, 1608 nucleotides long. RefSeq names its product T-complex protein 1, epsilon subunit. Gene Ontology annotation, biological process: protein folding. Gene Ontology annotation, molecular function: ATP hydrolysis activity; ATP binding; ATP-dependent protein folding chaperone. Gene Ontology annotation, cellular component: chaperonin-containing T-complex. The record is from RefSeq and is a predicted model, not a curated record. NCBI's taxonomy places the organism in Eukaryota, Apicomplexa, Aconoidasida, Haemosporida, Plasmodiidae. Bases 1 to 1608 code for a protein of 535 amino acids. The transcript has a single exon.